GCAUAAAUUGCAAGCUAAGUGGUGGGUGAGAGCCGAGGGGUGUCCCUAAUCCACCGUGUCAUGUCUUUCUCCGCCCACAGUAUAUAUAACACCGGUUUUCCCUCUUUCCUCGUUGGAUCUCCCCACAAAUCACAAUCCUAUCCAAUUCCAAUCUAAUCCUUAACGUCACAAUCUUCCUCUCUUCUCUCCUCGUCUUACGUUGUUAGGUUUAUGUCUUCUAUCAUGUUUUUUCGUUCAAAUCUAUGAUUUUUUCAUUCUUUUCUCUUUCAAACUCUAACUUAUACCAUUCAUAACCCUUUUCAUUUUUCUGAAUUGGGUUUAAUAAUAUUUUCGCUAUUUUUUAUUGGGUCAUUCCCAAGUUUCAUUCUUUAAUUAAUAAUGGUGACGGUGAAUCUGGGAAUGCUUCAUUAUGUAUUAGACCAUGUUUAUGGAGCAUUCAUGCAUAGAACUAGAAUCAGCACUCCAUUUUUCUCAAGAGGAUGGGGUGGUACAAAACUAGACAUGCUUGAAAAGAUGAUCAAUCAAUUGUUCCCUGAUUUGGGUAGACAAAAUUGGCCUCCAACUAUGAUUCAACCUGUUUGGAAAACUGUUUGGGAGACUAGAACUGCUUGUUUGAGAGAAGGGGUUUUUAGAACACCUUGUGAGGAUCAACUUCUUGGUGCAUUGCCUCCUGAGAGUCACAUUGCUAGGGUUGCUUUUCUUAUGCCUAAGUCUGUUCCCCCUCAGCAUAUGGCUUGUGUUGUUCAUCUUGCAGGAACUGGGGACCAUACGUUUGAAAGAAGACUGCGUCUUGGUGGUCCGUUGGUUAAGGAAAACAUUGCAACCAUGGUGCUUGAGAGUCCAUUCUAUGGACAAAGACGUCCUGUGCUACAGCGGGGUGCAAAACUUUUGUGUGUCAGCGACUUGCUUCUAUUAGGAAGAGCAACCAUCGAAGAGGCACGCAGUCUCUUACACUGGUUGGACUCUGAGGCAGGUUUCGGCAAGAUGGGUGUUUGCGGUCUUAGUAUGGGAGGAGUGCAUGCUGCAAUGGUUGGAUCACUUCACCCUACACCUGUUGCUACACUCCCUUUUCUCUCACCACAUUCUGCCGUUGUGGCAUUCUGUGAGGGGAUUUUAAAGCACGGCACUGCCUGGGAAGCACUGAGAGAUGACCUUGCAGCCGAUAAAGUUGCAAUGACUCUCGAGGAGGUGAGAGAACGGAUGAGAAAUGUGCUAUCACUCACUGAUGUGACACGCUUUCCACUUCCCAAAAAACCUGAUGCUGUAAUCCUCGUUGCUGCUACUGAUGAUGGAUACAUUCCGAAACACUCGGUCCUAGAACUGCAGAAAGCUUGGCCAGGUUCUGAGGUGAGAUGGGUCACGGGCGGUCAUGUCUCAUCGUUCCUUCUCCAUAACGGCGAAUUUCGAAGGGCCAUUGUCGAUGGUCUAGAUAGAUUACCAUGGAAAGAAUCUCCAUUGUGAGAAUAGAGUUAUCGCAAUUGAGGAAAAUAUUUAUUUUAUAUUGUAUAACUGUGUAACAUGCUUAGUUGAUUCCUUAACUCCUUCCCCAAAUGAAGAGGGAAUGUGUUGUACAUUAUUAUCAAGAACAUGUACAUUAAGAGGGAAUGUGUUUUUAAAUAACCUGAUAAACUUGGAUUGGAAUUCACCUGUCUUGAUCUCAGUUUGAAGUUUAUGAUAUUCAAUUAUUCAUUA
Messenger RNA from Trifolium pratense (red clover), 1692 nucleotides. RefSeq names its product protein ABHD18. The record is from RefSeq and is a predicted model, not a curated record. Bases 379 to 1461 code for a protein of 360 amino acids. NCBI's taxonomy places the organism in Eukaryota, Viridiplantae, Streptophyta, Magnoliopsida, Fabales, Fabaceae. The transcript has 5 exons.